CCAAGAUUCGUCUCUCCUUCCUUGGGACAAUCGCUGUGACAGUAUUGGCAUUGCCGGUGUUGCCAUCGUGUCGGUCGUCGUGUCGCUGCUGUGCGAUGCGCGUGGCCGGCCGAGCGCUCAAUUCUUCCCGAGCGGCCAAUGGUACACUCACCUCCUCUCCUAUCCUCAUCACCUGAAUCAUCCCCACUUUUCCCUCCACGACAUGAUGCUGGCGAGCAGAGAAAGGCAACGGUCGCUGCUACCUGCACUGGCGGCGGCCAUCUUCGCCCUGUCCUCGCUCUUCGUCGGUGCUGCGUCUGCCUCCCCCUCUCCCUCCGACUUCACAGUUCACUCCAUCUCGGUCAACCACGAGUUGGGCGGAGCUCACCAUAAGCUAUCGCAGCUACACCUCGUCCAGCAGCCAGACGACCCUGCUCAAGGGAAGAAAUACUACAUUGGUCUGUCCGCGGCCGAAGCUUCGUCUCUGUCGCAGAAUGAGGUCAAUCUCAAAUUUGGACCAGGAGUAGAGCCAUUCCAGCGAGCAACGACUAGUCUGCGAGCAGAGGGUUCCGUCGCUAGCUCGGCAGGUUCGGCAGAUCUGACUCACUUGUACUCGAUCGACUUGCCCGAGAACUUCUUGGAGAAAAGCCCAGAGGGAAUCGCCACUCCCAACAUCACCAUUUCGAUAGACUUCCUCUUCCACCGCCUCGCUUCCCCUCUGCCCAAGUUGAUCGGACAAACUGAUAGCGCGUCGCUGCUGUGGGAAGGAGACAGCGUCCCAAGGACUCCUUAUGGGGCCAACAAAGUCAGGGUCAAGGCUCGAACUCCUACGAGCCAGAUCCACUCAUACAAUCUCGCGCCAUCCUUCCCUGAUGACGCUGAGCUGAUGACAAAGUCAGGCGCUACGAUCACUGUUGGUCCUCAGGUGAAUGUUCAGUCGAUCCUUACAUCUCCGGAUAUCCAGCAGCUGCGCGUCCACUACGGAUACGAGAGUCCAAUCGUGUCAAUUGUGGAUCUGCAGCGACACGUUGAGGUCUCACACUGGGGCGACAACCUUGCCUUCCAGGACCGCGUCUGGAUCCGGAACGAUGGACCGGGCCUCAAGGGUCACUUCUCCAGGGUAGAGCACCAACUGGGAGCUUUCCUCAAGCGACCCUCGAAGAACCUCCUCACAGACUUUUCCAUCAUCCUCCCUUCGGGUGCCAAAGAUGCCUACUUCAUCGACCAAAUCGGCAAUGUCUCCACCUCGGCAUUCAGAGGAACCCCUCCGAAUGCAGCACACAUCACCAAGCCAGCGUAUCAGCUGCCAGCAGACCAGGCCUCGUACCUUCACCUCCAGCCGAGAUACCCCCUCAUGGGAGGUUGGAACUACACCUAUGAAGUCGGCUUCAACCUUCCCCUCUCCAAGGGCGGCUGGCUCCGAUCCCUCAAGAAGGGCAAUCAGUACACCGUCGCGGUCCCCUUCUACUCUGCCGUGAGGGACAUGCCCGCCAGCAAGGUCAAGACUCGAAUCGUCCUCCCCGAGGGAGCCACGCCCAUUUCGGUGCACGUGCCCUUCGAAGCCGAUUCGGUAGAGAACGAAGUCUACACUACCUACCUCGACACGAUUGGUAGGCCUGCAGUGGUGAUUGAAAAAAGUAGGGCAGGAGAAGCAGAGGCUGCCAACGUCUAUGUGCAGUACGAGAUGGCUGCAGGGGCUGAUUUGCUCAAGCCAUUUGUUGUCACCAAUGUCGCGCUACUGCUCUUCAUUGGGGCUGUGGCUAUGAGGAAGCUGCAAGCUAGAGGUUAGAGAAGAUGUGGAAGAGAGAGAGAGUGGGAGGCGGAGUGCAGACAGCGGGAGACGAGGUUGGAGGAGCUCUCAGGCUCUGCCCGUGCCGAGGAUUGAAAAUGUCUAUAAGCUUUGCCAGAGUAGCCAAUUAAUACAGUAUCGACGAUGUCCUCUUUGUGGCGUCAGAGCUGUGUAAGCUCCAGCUCUCUCACGGUGAAGUGCUGAUGGGUUUGUUGACAAUCCAUGCUUCUACCAUCUACGAUAGACCAUAUCCUCCUCCUCUGGCCUCCAGAUCAUCUUCCUUUUUUCUUUAACCCCCUUCG
Messenger RNA from Microstroma glucosiphilum, 2070 nucleotides. RefSeq names its product Ribophorin I. The coding region runs from base 206 to 1768 and encodes 520 amino acids. Lineage: Eukaryota; Fungi; Basidiomycota; Exobasidiomycetes; Microstromatales; Microstromataceae. The record is from RefSeq and is a predicted model, not a curated record. The transcript is spliced from 2 exons. Gene Ontology annotation, cellular component: oligosaccharyltransferase complex; membrane.